UCAGUGAAUACCAGGAGCUGCUGGAUGUGAAGCUGGCUCUGGAUAUGGAGAUCAAUGCAUACAGGAAACUGCUGGAGGGAGAGGAACACAGACUGAAGCUGUCCCCCAGCCCGUCUUCCCGAGUCACAGUGUCCAGAUUAACAGGAUCUUCAUCCUCCCGCUCCUCUAAGAGGAAGAGAGCGGAAGCAGAGGUUAGGGAGAUGCCCGAGAUUGGAAGAGGAGAGGAGCAGUUGCUGGUGUCAGAAGAGGCUACGGCUACUGGAGCCGUCACCAUAUCACCGACUGACAUGGAUGGAAACGCAGUCACACUCAUCAACGAUACUGAGCAGGACCAGCCUCUGGGCAACUGGAGAUUGAAGAGACAGGUUGACAAUGGGGAAGAAAUCAUCUACAAGUUCUCACCAAAAUAUGUCCUGAAAGCUGGGCAGUCUGUCACUGUGUGGUCUGCCGAUGCUGGUAUGGCUCACAGUCCUCCAACUGACUUGCUGUGGAAAAGCCAGGCUUCCUGGGGCACAGGAAAUGACAUAGUUACCUCUUUGGUCAAUGCUGAUGGCGAGGAGGUGGCCAGGAGGACUGUAACCAACACUCAGGUGGAUGUAGAUGAUGUUGAUGGCGAGGAGGAGACAGUGGCACAAACG
Molecule: messenger RNA, 638 nt
Organism: Neolamprologus brichardi
Lineage: Eukaryota; Metazoa; Chordata; Actinopteri; Cichliformes; Cichlidae
Source: RefSeq, a predicted model, not a curated record